Molecule: messenger RNA, 408 nt
Organism: Didymodactylos carnosus
Lineage: Eukaryota; Metazoa; Rotifera; Eurotatoria; Philodinida; Philodinidae
Source: the annotation of a GenBank genome assembly
AUGACCGAUGAUACAUUCGUGGUAGGCCGUGGUUUCCGAGAUUGUGUUGGUGUAAUGCCUGCAUUGGGAUUACAUGUUGCUAUGCCGCCAUUUCUAAGAAAGCGGAAGCAGUUCACAACUAUUGAAGUCAACAAAUCGCGUUUAAUUACCAAAAUCAGAUCGGUCGUAGAAAUGGUUAAUGCUCAGUUAAAACAAUUCAAAUUAUUUUCACAAACAUUUCAGAACUCGUCAAUUAAAGAUCUAAAGAUUUAUCAUUCAAUAGCGUGUGCAUUAAUUAAUUGUUACAAAUCGGAAGUAUUAAAAUCAAAACCUGGCGAUAUUGAGUCAUCAAAAGAAAUGCUUGAAUUAGUAAACAAGCCAAAUCUUGUUCAACAGGUAAUGCUAAGCAAUAUGCUACCUGAGAAGUGA